AUGCGAGAGACCAUGUGCCCAAGCAAUGAUGCACGAGAGAACAAGAAGGCUGCCGCAUUCGGACUCAGCCCUGCAGCGCCCAUGGAACUGGAAGAUGUGGCCGGGGCAUCGGCCCCGUUGGUCCCCCAGCCUGAUCUGGCACCAAUUAGCAUCAUCGGGGCUGAGGAUGAGGACUUUGACAUGGAACUGAAGAGGAACGCAGAGGAACACAACAGCCAGUUCCAGAACCUGGAGCAGGUGAAGCAGCGCCCGGCCCACCUGAUGGCACUCCUGCAGCACGUGGCCCUGCAGUUCGAGCCUGGACCCCUGCUCUGCUGCCUGCACGCGGACAUGCUUGGCUCCCUGGGGCCCAAAGAGGCUAAGAAGGCCUUCCUGGACUUUCGCCACAGCUUCCUGGACAAGACCGCAGUCCUGCGGGUGCAGUUCCCUCCCCAUGUGGCUUUUGAACUUGACCGCUUGCGACCUGAUCUCUCCGAAGCCGUCCAAUGGCAUUUAGUGCAGGAGGUGGUGCAGAGCCAGCAGGCGGCAGUGAGCAGGCAGCUGAAUGACUUCUGCUCCAAGCGGCUCAUGGGCAUGACACCCUGGGAGCAGGAGCUGGACCAGCUGGAGACCUGGGCCGGGCGGGACGGUGUCAGCUACACCGCCUGGGAGAGACACGUGGCCGAGCAGCUGCUGGCCCACCUGGAGGAGAUGCAACACACCAUCUCCACGGAUCAGGAGCGCAACGCUGCUGUAGUGGGUGCCAUCAGGCUGUACAUGCACCACCUCGGGGUGCGGACCAAGAGCAGGGACAAGAAGUCGGGGAGGAACUUCUUCCGGAAAAAGGUGAUGGGGAACCAGCGGUCCAGGGAGCCCCCCAAGACCAACAAAGGGCUGAGCAGCAUCCUGGACACCGCCCGCUGGAACCAGGAUGAAAACCACUCUCCAGACUUGCGACACCCCAAAGGCAACGUAGACAGGAAGAAGCCAGGCCUUAAGGAUCGGAAGGGAGGCCUGGGGGUGUCCUCUCAGGAUUGCAGUGCCCAGACUUCUAGUCAGGACACCCUCAGAGUCUCUCUGCACCCUAUCUGUGGUGUAGACGGGGAGCCAGGUAUAGAUACGACCCUGGAGAUAGAGGACCCUCCACAGCAAGGCCCAGCAAGCCAGGAGCCGCUGGACAACACGGAAAAGGAUGCUGACACGAAGAGUCCUGAGCCUGGCGAGGACGGCAAGCCGGAGAGGUCAGGACUGGAGCUGGAACCGGAGGAGCCCCCUGGCUGGCUGGAGCUCAAGCCCCAGGACACCCUGCACAGCCUGCCCAAGAGCCAGAUGAAGCAGCAGGAGGUCAUCAGCGAGCCUUAUCCUGAUUUAUUUCGAUUACAGAUCGCGCGGAGGUUGGGGGUCGGGAGUAGACCCCCGGCUGUGCUCCUGAGGGCGCGCACCGCGGACCCGCCUUUCCCUCAGGCCGACGCGUGUCCCCCGGGGCCACAGCCCCUGGAACAGCCUCGGGAUUCCCAGCCUCUGGGUGCUUCCACUCCAGCCAGCCGGAGGGGACGCUCGUUUCUCCAACAGGGCUUCAACGGACACUAG
Messenger RNA from Ochotona curzoniae (black-lipped pika), 1569 nucleotides. Its product is annotated as rho guanine nucleotide exchange factor 1-like. Gene Ontology annotation, cellular component: cytoplasm. The coding region runs from base 1 to 1569 and encodes 522 amino acids. Gene Ontology annotation, biological process: G protein-coupled receptor signaling pathway. Gene Ontology annotation, molecular function: G protein-coupled receptor binding; guanyl-nucleotide exchange factor activity. The transcript is spliced from 3 exons. Lineage: Eukaryota; Metazoa; Chordata; Mammalia; Lagomorpha; Ochotonidae. The record is from RefSeq and is a predicted model, not a curated record.